This is a messenger RNA of Aplysia californica (California sea hare), 1653 nucleotides long. RefSeq names its product bcl-2-like protein 2. Gene Ontology annotation, biological process: negative regulation of intrinsic apoptotic signaling pathway; extrinsic apoptotic signaling pathway in absence of ligand; intrinsic apoptotic signaling pathway in response to DNA damage. Gene Ontology annotation, cellular component: mitochondrial outer membrane. NCBI's taxonomy places the organism in Eukaryota, Metazoa, Mollusca, Gastropoda, Aplysiida, Aplysiidae. Bases 293 to 901 code for a protein of 202 amino acids. Gene Ontology annotation, molecular function: protein heterodimerization activity; protein homodimerization activity. The transcript is spliced from 2 exons. The record is from RefSeq and is a predicted model, not a curated record.
CCUGCGCGCGGUUAGCUGACUGAAUGAACCCCUCCUCACAUAGGCCUACAGGCCGCGACUCCCUGCCUCAGCCCUCCCUCAGUCGCUACUGCUAGUCGCUGAAUGCUGAAGACGACAGACGCAUUGUAGAGUGUAGAGUCAGUCUACGCCUAGGCCUUGUAUUUGUAGUGGAGGAGGCUACAGGAUCUCGUCUUGUUUUGGCUGUGUCGACUGUCUGUGGAGUACCCGAAAGCAAAGUGAAUUAGAUGAAAGCUGUAAUUUAUGAAGUGAAUUGUUUUGUUCUGAAGCUGCGAUGGUUAAGGAAAUAGAUGUCGUGGGUGUGAAUAAGUCUUUUCAGACGAUGGAAGUGGAAAAUACUCGUGCUAUCGCCGAAGAUUAUAUAAAAUAUCGCCUUCAAUCAAGUGGGUUUGUAUGGGAAAAUGGCCGGCAGGGAAAUGUUACGCCCAACUCAGUUGAAGCUGCGAUGCGGAGCCUUGGUGAUGAAUUCGAAGAACGUUUUCGGAGUCAUUUUGACGAUAUGAUUGGACAGCUACACGUUACGGAAGAUAAUGCUCAUGAUACAUUUUCUUCCAUCGUCUCAGAAACCUUCUCUGAUGGUGUAAAUUGGGGCCGUAUUGUUGCUUUGUUUGGAUUUGCUGGUCGUUUUGCUGUACAGUGCUUUGAAAACAAUUUGCCUCACGUAGUAGAUAAUAUCGUAGAAUGGGUCACAGCAUAUGUGGAUAAUAAUUUGAGUACGUGGAUGUCAUCGCAUAAUAACUGGGAAGGAUUUUUAGAGUUCCACGCGGGAGGCCCUGAAUCAAGGAAAAAUAAUCCGUGGCCGUCUUUCGGAACGAUAUGUGGUUAUGCAGCGGCUGGUAUCGGAGUUCUUACGCUUGGAGCAUUUCUUACGCAAAAGUCAUAGGGGAACGUGAAGUUUCUCCUUCUUCUCCUCUUACUUCUCGUUCUCUCAUUAAGUAAUGGUGAUAAAUAUAUGUGACAUUUUGGUAUGUGCCACUGUGUUUGUGUCUGGUACGUUGUGGUGCCGUCUUGUUCUUUACGGCAGAUUCAGAGGAAGGAUCUGGAAGCUUUUAGAUUUUAUUGUGAUAGGCUCAGUUUUAUUGCUGGUUUGAACUAAAAAUGUUUAUCACGUUUCCUGUUUCUUUAGUUGUAGGGCAGAGGCAGUUAGCUCAAAGCUUUUGGCAGAGCUUUCCAUAAUUUUCGACCCAAAUUUUUCAACUGUUUCAUUUUACAGAAGAUAAGUUGUCAGAUUUGUGUUAUUCCUGUCUUACAAAAGUACAAUUUGGAUAUAAGUUCUGUGUAGAUCAUCCAGCCAGUUACUUUAUAUUUUUAUACAUGUACAGUUUUCUUUGAGUCUUAAUUUUGGUGCUAGAUGUGGACAUUUUGUUGCUCCAUAUGCUGUAGCACUAUGAACGUACUGAACAGUUCUGAGAUGUCUGAAAUCAAGCUGGAUUUAUAGUUAAAAAAUAGGUAUUUUUCUCGAAUUUAGCUAUUGGUCACAUAAUUUGGUUUGAAAGUUGUCUUUGAUUGAAUCAUCAUUAUUCUGACUUGAACUGUGACUCCGUGGAAGGACUCUUGCCUGGUAAUCUGGGGAUCCAGCUUUCCAACUCGACAAGAAAUUAGUGGGGAUUUACCUCUGAGUUUUCACAACUCACU